GUUUUCUUGUCAAAUCGAACAAAGCUGCAUUACUAUCAUAUUUGAAGUGGAUUCAUUUAUUCAUUGUAUAAGCCUACAAUGCAUUUGUUGCAAUCAAUUUGUUAAAUUAUUAUUGGUUUGAAUAUGCUGCAAUUAAAAAAUAGAGACUCUUUGAACCUUGAAGGAUACACGAUAAUAAUACCCAGUAUAUGUGUUGGCAAUGCAGCACAACUGGCUUGUGAUUUGUUGAUUGCAUCGAAAAAAAUGCGGCGAGUGGGAAAUCUCAUCCAUCCAGCAUUGAUUCCUGUUUUUGGCCCGUCAGCUUACCAACAUAAUCCGGAAGAGAGGGUCGCUGCUUGUGAAAUAUAUGAAUGUACUGCCAAUAAAUUGGUCGUUUUUCAAUUUCGAACUCCUUUCAUCUCCCGUCAUUCGCAGAGUCUACAUAAUUACCUAGCGAGGCUAGUACGUCAUGCUGAGAGAGUGGUUAUACUCAGUGCAAGUUUCGGCUUCGAGAAACGUGAAAUAGGUACUUCGCCAUAUGAAUACUCCGUUUCAGAUAGCUUUCGUCAAAAUCACGAAGCUCAAUUAGCUAAUGUAAAAUGGAAGGAAUUCAAAGGAAAUACAGUGUUUGGCGGAGGCAACGGGUUGCAAUUAUUUCACGUCUUAGAAGAAAAACAAGUGCCUGUAAUGUUGCUAUUUCGUUAUGUUCUCGAAGGCGAUAAUUCGACAGAUGCUACACUCAUAAUCCGGGAACUAAACGAUUUGUGUUCAAGCUUUUUACGAUUGGAAGUAGAGAAUAAAUCCAUAAAGCUGAUUGUUCCAGUAUCAUGGAAAUUAUUGUUUGGAAACGACGUAACUUCUUUAAUCUUUUAGUUUAAAUUAUUGUUUAUUUUAAUUAAAAGGUGUGUGUUAAAUCUACAACUUUUUAUUAUAAUA
Messenger RNA from Bactrocera oleae (olive fruit fly), 915 nucleotides. RefSeq names its product proteasome assembly chaperone 2. Gene Ontology annotation, biological process: proteasome assembly. The record is from RefSeq and is a predicted model, not a curated record. Lineage: Eukaryota; Metazoa; Arthropoda; Insecta; Diptera; Tephritidae. Gene Ontology annotation, cellular component: nucleus; cytosol.